This is a messenger RNA of Mercenaria mercenaria, 5407 nucleotides long. RefSeq names its product translation initiation factor IF-2-like. Bases 389 to 1390 code for a protein of 333 amino acids. The transcript is spliced from 10 exons. Gene Ontology annotation, cellular component: membrane. The record is from RefSeq and is a predicted model, not a curated record. Gene Ontology annotation, biological process: regulation of cell differentiation. NCBI's taxonomy places the organism in Eukaryota, Metazoa, Mollusca, Bivalvia, Venerida, Veneridae.
UUGACAGCUCAUGUUCACAAGAUUUUUGCGGUUUAUUUCGACAUGAUAUAAUUUCUUAAUACUUCAUACAUUCAGCAUUGAUCUAAAUUUCUCCACUAACUCAUAUGGGCGACUCCUCUAGAAGACUGUUUGUUAUGUUAGUGGGAGAACAGUGCAUGGUAGAGAGGAUGUUCCAAUUCUAGCAGCUUCCCUGGUUCUUAGCAUGCCAGAGCUCGAACUCACGAUCCCUGGAUUUGUAGUCUGACAGUGUUACCACUGCGUCUGCUUUUAUUUGGUCAUAAGUCUUUGAAUGGCCUAAUUAUAGGCUGGAUGGCUGAACGACUCAUAUAUUCCCCAGCACUUAUACAUAUUAGAGGAUUCAUUUAUUGAAAGUGAUUGGAUUUACAAAAUGUCAGUUGUGAAAGAGGGCUAUGUCAAACGGCAUAGUAAAAAUAUGUUUUCGGGAGGAUGGAAUGAUGUAUAUUUAAAGCUUUAUUCUGACAGUAAUUUACUGGCUUAUAAACGGCAGGGAGAUAGAGAUGCUAAAGUACAGAUACGGAUGCAGGAUGUGUGUAAACAUUUUGCCUAUGGGGAACAUGCAGCCAAGAACUUUAAAGAGAUGCCACAGUUGCCACCAGGCACAAGUCUCACAUGCAUUUUAGCAAUACCAGAAAAACCUAAUCACAAAGCUAAACCACACUUCUUUCUGAUGAAAAAUGAACAAGAAUUACAUGAAUGGAUGACAGCCAUAUGUUCAACUUUACCAUCUAGACCUCAGAGUGCCCAAGCACAAGCCCCGAUACAACCCCAGACUGCCCAGACUGUGAGUAACCAACCCCCACCGUACAGUGCCGGACCUUCUUAUGGUGGACCACCCAUGCCUCAGCCUGUAGGAUUUGCAAAUAUGGGCCCAGCUCCAGGUGGAUACCAGGCCCCAUAUCCCACACAACAGAUGGGAGGUUACCCCCAGCAACCAGGGUAUCCACAGCAACCAGGCUAUCCUGCUCCAGCCCCUGGCUACCCACAGCAGCCCUAUCAACAACCAUACCCUCAGCAGCCUUAUCCAACACAGCCAGCUGGUUAUCCACAACAACAGUACUAUGGAGGACAACAACCCUAUGGUUACCAGCAGCCCCCACCACCUCAAGGGUAUGCCCAGCCUCCUGGACAACAGGUUGUUUAUGUACAAGAUCAUCAUAAAAAGAAAGGUGGAUUUCCAGGAGGCAAUAAAGGAAAAAUGGCAGCAGGUUUGAUCGGUGGUGCUGCCCUUGGCUACGGUGCAAGCCGGAUGAUGGGUGGUGGAAUGAUGGGAGGAUUUGGACCGUUCGGAAUGGGCCGGUGUGGUAGUUGGAGCUCACUUAGUAGUUUUGGCAGUUUCGGAAGCUGCGGUAGUUUUGGCAGCUUUGAUUAACAUGUUGAUGCAAUAGGCUAUUUUGAAAUGUGUUGUGAUACAAUCAAAUGUUUGUCAUGAUAAUGAUAUUGAUAGUCCAACUUCUUAGGAGAAGUGAUUACAGAAAUAUGUGUAGACAUGUUAAAACAAACUGUCUUGCAAAACAAUAGCUUACUGAGUAAUGAAAGAUCUGUGUUUUGAUGUUUUAAAGGUCUUACUUCAGAUUUACCUAAAAAUAAACCUCAGUUAUAAUAUUAUGUAAUGAUAUACAGAAAAUAUUGUUUCCUGCCUCCGCAUAAACAAGAAUAUCAGAUGUUUCUAUGUUGGCAUGACAGCACACAAAUACCAGAAAUAAUACUAUGUUGCUGUGAUUAUGGAAAUAUCCAUGACAAAGAUAAUUCCUGUUAAACUUGUAUUCAGUACUAUUCAGUGAAAUGAAUGAAUGGUGUAUUGAAAUGGCAUAGAAUAUUUCUUAUAAGUUUAAAUAGAAAUUAUUUUAUAAGCACUAUCAUAUUGUGUGUACAUGUGUUUCUUAUCUUUCUAGGAAAAAAAUACAGUAUGUGUAUUCCAAACUUAAGUCAUUUUUGUCAAAUUUUUAAAAGUACUAUCUUUUCCUGGUGAUUAUAAGUUAAGUGGCUCUGUGAGGUCUGACAGUAUGUAUUCUUGAACACUAUUUGUGUUACUUGUAGUGAAUAUACUGUGCUGGUCGCAUGGAAAAAAAGUUUAUACAAGAAAUUUUGCUGUACUCCUAAUACAACACCUUGCAAUACUGUGAAAUCAUUAACUUAUGUGGGUGACUAUUAUCCUGGACUUCAUUGUUGUGUUAAACUGUGAAAUUAAAUCCUGAUGACUAAGCAAAUUUUCAUUUUAUCUUCAAAAUUUAACUUCCAUUCCAUAUUCAUGUCCCAGGAAAUGGUCUUUCCAGAAACUACACAACUUUAUGCUCACAAAGUUAUAUUACAUGUUUACAUGUACUGGUAUUUCAUAGUUACUGAUCUUUAGUAGAAGUUUAAAUCUGUGACAGAAUUUUUAAUAUUCUGAUCUACAUACCAUGUAUGUUUUAAACAUAUGUCUGUAUUUAUGUUUAUUUAGUCACCUAUAUAUGCAAUUCCCUCAGACGAGUGGUUGUAAUUUUGUUUGCAACAUAGUGAAGGACGCUUCAAUUCCAGAAGCUUAAUCAAGCAUGCCAAAUGAAAAGCAUGCAUACAUGUGACUGUUGUCCCAAAGAAUGCUAAUAAUUUUAGUUGUAGAAGCAGGAGUUUAAACUGGCAGCCCCUAGUUUCAUACUUCAGCAUCCUACCACUUGACUGCUGUGUUCGUUCUCAGAUCUAAAUCUGGAGGUAUACCUCUUUAGUAGUGUGGCUGUCAUUGAAAAUUUUAAAUCGCUAUAUCAGCUGGAAAAUAUUGACAUUAAUAUACAUCUGCUGGCUGAUCUUGGUCGGCACUGGCUGCAAAGGCAAAAUCACUUGCUGCCAGCAGGCUAAAGGUUAAACAAUGAACAAAAUCAGUUAACGAAACAUUUGAUACUGUUUUAUAUGGUACCUCUGUUAUAAUCUCUCAAUGUUAGAUAACAAAAUUUACUGUGAAACUUGUAAUUUAUGAGAACUUCAUUUUAUAUGAUGUUUGAAAAUAUGGUUGUAUCACAUUAUUGCGAGUUCAUCUGUCUGUUCAUCAUGCCCUAUUUGUAGGACUUUAAUGAAUGCCCCUCUUUUGCAAAAUGUUACACCACACCCGCCAAGGGUGUUUAUAAAGAAAUAUACAAUAACUAUUUUUCCAAACAAUCUGUGCAGGGAUAGCUUUAACAUCUGCAGAACCAAAUAGAUUUUUAUUACAAUGAGAGACUCAUUGUGUUUUUAAAGUUUUAGCCAAUUUUGGUAAUUUGAAUACUGGGUAGGUUCUUUUUACAUUUUGUGGGUACUUAAAUUUAAUGGUAUAUCAUUUUUGAUAGAAACUAUUUACCAAAACAACACACAUAAAAAUACAAAAUACAUAUUUUCUCAAACAGAAUUAGUUUGAACAUUGUCAAAAAAACACACAGAAUUUCAAUACACUAGCCAUACUUGACAUAACUCCUCCCCCACUCCCCACAGACACUCCCCCUAAAGAAACACUGAAAGAAAUUUUACAUACUGGUACAAAAAUUAUAUCAGAUAUAAUAGUUCCAUAAGUUACAUGGUGAAUUUUGGUUUCACAAGCUGAAAUAAUACCAUGAACAUGUAUUUUGGUAAAAUGUCCAAAUUGGACCGUGUCAAAAUAUUCAAAUUUCAGGAUUGCAACAGAUUGUCUUUUCUAUGAAGUGACUUUUGUUACUGUGAAAUCAGUUAUAUUCACUAGGGACAAACUUCGUGGCCUUGGUGGUUGUGUCAAUUCACAAAAUUAGAUUCCAACAAACAACAAAAAAUUCCCUUUCAUUGUAAUCUUCAAAACUUGAUAACCGUAAAUUAUUAUUCCCAUGAAACGGCUUUUUUUGUGGAAAGCACAAAAUUUCAAGCUGACAAAACUAAACAUAUAUAUAGUACGAACAUUACAGCUAUAUAGGCUAAAAGCCAUUGUGACAGGUAUAUACAUAUAGCGUGAUCUUUAAUUUAUUUGUGUUGUAUGUUAUGUAAAUAUAUAUAUAUAGAUGGUACAUUGUAAAUGCAAUAAACUUUUUUACUGUUUGUAAAUUGUUAGCAGUGUAUAUAAGGUAAAGAUAUUAACAAAUCUGUUUUAUUUCAGAAAAUUUUAUGUAUGCAGGGUUUAUUUUAUGUCACAUUCUUUUUGUGGAAAAAAAAACACUUUGUGUCAAAGAGCAUUUUAAAAUAGUAGUAAAUAUUUUACAAUUGAUUUUCCCUUUUGAAAUAUAAUUUUUGCUAAAUUCCAGCUAACAUUUAUAUAUUGGACCAAUGUCAGCAAACUCAUGUCUGUUUAGGAUAUUGGUCCAAAAUUCAGCGGAUAUCAAACAUCAACAUCUAAUUUCUAUCUGUCAGAAACAAUAUUGAACUAAUAUUACAACCUUGCAAGAUUGAUAUCGGGCCAAUAUUGAAAUUCAUAUUGGUCCAAUAUUUACCUUUAUUAUAUACCUACAUAAAUUCUGUAAAAAAAUCGGCUUGUAUUUCACAAUUAAAUAUGAACUGGCAGAAAAAAACCUGUAUUGUACCUUUUAAAUUCUGUAUUGUACCUUCUGUAUUGUAUGCUGCCGUACUACUUUCAUUAAUAUGCAUGACCUGACACAAUUCUAUAAAUAGCGCACAUAAAAACUUCUCUUAGUUCCAUUUUAAUAUCGAUAAACAUUGAAGAUUUCCUUCAAUAACAGAACAACACAAAAAGGUAAAGGUAUAUAAUAAAAGGGUUAUUAUAACAGUAGCUAGAUCUGGGAUUUUGUAUUCGGCUCUUGUGGGUUUUGCAAGGUUGGAUCACACUUGGCGCUUGCGCGCCUUGUGAGAUCCAAUCUGGCAAAAAUCCACUCGAGCUGAAUACAGCAUCCCAUAUCGAGCUACUGUUAAAAUAACCCUAUUGUAUUUAAUGGUUGCUUAGUAAUACUUAAUAGAUAUGUGUUAUAGCAUUUACAGUGAAAUUUUUGUGCUAUGAAUCAGUUUGUUUUUAUUUGAUACAGCAGGCAAUGUUACACAUCUUCAAAAAAUAAAUUAUAUGAAUUAAAAUGUUUAUGAUUAUGUGAAACAGUUCUGAAUUUUUUAAGAAAUGUUGUUUCAAAUUGAUUUAUGGGUUCUAACAUAAAGAUUUUCCAGAAAAGUAAGAACUCUUUUUAGCAAACUGCUGAGUGGGUUUAUUUACUGAACUUUUUCUUUGUAUAUCAUAAGGUAUUGAAGAAGAGAAAAUGGGUAAAUUUAAUGUGUACAUUGUAAAGAAAAAUGUUUUCCUUAUUAAAAUAAUCCUUAUAGAGCUAAAUCUAUAUGUGAGCAUUUUGCUAUACAUGUUUUAUUGAGAAAAAGUGUGUGUAAAAGUGUGUGUGUUCAAUAUUGCUUUAAAAAACGAUUUUGUUACAAACUUUCCACUCCACAUUUAUGUUUUGUUUUAUAAAUAAAUUAAUAAACUGUU